CCCGAACGCGUUGAACUUGGACCAUUGCCACUUACGACCACUGUCUUCCUCUCGACGGCUCUACAGCAACGAUACGCAUACAGAAAGCACCGACAUGUCUGCAUUCAACUCUGUAAUCUCGUGUGCAGCAGAAUGGCCCACUGAGAUACAACACCUGGCGUGCUUACUUGACUCUCCAAUUCCCCCACGACUUUCUAAUGGCCCAUUCCCAACUGUCUCUUCUAGAGCAUCUCCUUUGCUCGAGGAGCUCGUAAAUAUUCUGGUAUCUUCACCAGAACAACUCACCGAGUCACCCUCGGAAGUACUGGAUAUUUUGGAUUUGGUGCUUUCGACCGUUGGUGCACUCCGAGCUCUGUCGUGCGCGUCGACGGACAAUGCUACGCAGUCAACGAUAGCGUUUUGGUCACUUCUGAUACGGUCUCUGGCAUUUGUCUGUUAUGAUAAGUCAUAUGCAAUGGAAGAGGUAGCUUUCGUCCGACCACGGUUAUCGCACGUGCGAAGUUUCCUGGAGGACGGACAUGCUUCAUUGCUGAUAUCUCACGUCGUUGAAGAUAUUCAACGGCCAAGGCCUGUAGUGGAGAACGAAGCUUCGGGGCGCCUGUCUAUCGGGACCGCGGAACGAUCAAAUGAACGAUCGCAGGAAGAAUACGAGUCUGAAACUUCAUACGACGAUUCAUCAUCCUCCGAUAGUGACACCAGCUAUGAACACACGGAGGCUUCGACGGAUCUGACAUCAGCCCAGUCAUCCUACGUUCCCCUUGAUGCCCACGUUCUCGCUUCUUGGCGACACCCGAACUCUGUUGUUCUCCCGUACCUUUGUGUCACCGAUGAGGAUGACAUUUUCAGCCUAAUGAGUGGUGUUCUUUAUCAGCGAUCUACUUGGGGAAUUUCUGAGCCUGUUAUUGGAUUUAUCCUGUCAAAAACAGGAUUCGUGGGCCGAGUGGUGCUCGGUUGGCUUGACAAAGUGUGCGCGGACCCUGAUGUUCUACCCCCAGUUCGUUUUGCGCAUGCAGAUGGGACGCGUACAGACUCCUUAUUAGGGGUGUACGACCUCACCGACCCCCUCAGCGCUCUGAAAUUUGCACAAUUUAUCAUCAGCCUUCGUGCGCAUGUCGAGGGAAUCGUUGGCCAACGCGGAACUCCGACGUUCAAACGACUUGCGUGGAGAUCAGAUACUAUCGAUGAUGACAGCUCCGGCCCCGAAGAACAAUGGGAACAAAGGAUUGUUUGUUGGCUAAAUACGGUUGAAAGAUGUGACACGAACCAAAAAGGACGUUCGGAUCCUUCAUCACCUAACUACUAUUCAUUUGCCAUGGAUGACUCUGAACGACCCGUUACGCGGGCUUCUUCCAAGGCCAGGUCUGCACACCGUCCGAGGCGCUCGAUGUCUGCAGAUAGUAAACGUGAACCUCCGCCAGCGGAGCCUGCUCGAUUUGUACCCGACGUCAAUCUCAUGUACGUCCUCGAACGUUCCCAGGGAGCUACGGGUUCGCGGACGCCGUCGGAUAGAGCGUCUGCUCAGCCCGAUGAACGUGGACGACAAGAAAGGAAGACGGAUGGUGGGUCUUCUGACAAUGCAAAGACUAGUAAACGCUCGAAGAGCGCAGAUGCAUUGUCUUGUUCAGCGUUGGGUGCAAAGUCCUUGGCCGGCAUAUCCCAUUCCGCGAAGCUCUCAUUUUCCAGUUAUGCACAUGAUCGCCAUAUCACGAGUUUGACCAACGUACAGCUCAACGUAGAUGGCUCGGAACUGAAAAAAUGGAAGAUGACCGCACUCGAGAUCAACGAGAUGCUCGAAUUUUACACCAAAAUGACAGAAUAUAUGAAACCACCUAUUACUGAGCACGAAUUGCCUGUCGUCGACAAACGGGUUGAGGAUGUGCGAACACACUUCUUCAAACAAGCAAAUGCGUGCCCGGACGGCAAGAAUACUCCUGAGCUCCCUCAAGACUUAUGGAGUGUCAUUUCUGGGUGUUUCUCGUCUCUUUUGUGGGCGUCAGUUGGCGGAUACUCGAAGGAGCUGGGCGGUAAAUCCCACAAUGAAGCUGAAGCCCGCCACGAGUGGGAUAUUCUUCUCAAUCUUGGUUUUGUGGACACCCAAGAGCUGGCCUCUGGAAGAGUAGUACAAUUCCAGGAUGUUGCAGAGCAAUCAUACGAUAUCAUUCUAUCUGUUCAACGACUAUUGCGUGACAGUCCCAUCUCUUCUACGGAGGACAAGCUUCUCCGUCAGACUUUGCAUGUUUCUCAUGCUGCUGGACUCCAUACAUUGGCUGUCUCGGAUCUCUUUGCUAAUCCAGAAGCAGCGAAAACUGCUAUUUUAAAGCGUGCUGGUGAUGAACCAGAACUCGGCAUUGUCGAUGCGAUCCUCACAAUACCACUAGACCACGUCCGGAAAACGUCGGAACCGCUUGUUCGUAUCACAGAAACCCGCGAAACUGUCAAUGCCGCUCGGACACUCAAUCCAGAUAAUAUUGUUGAGCCUGACGGUGUUGCGGAACCUGACGAGCCGUCGUCAAAGGCGAGAAAGGGUCACGCUAAAAAGUCUAGUGGAUCUGGACCUCCUUCGGUACGAACGAGGUCGAUGUCCGCUCGAAUGGUUGCAAUCGAGGAAGAGCGGGAAGCAGCUACUCAAGGAUGUCUCAGUGACGAAGCGAAGAGGGCCGAUGACAAGAAAAACGACACACCAAAGACGAAUACGGAAGACCUAACACAUCCAUUGGCGGUGACAUGCUCAGAGACGAAAUCAGCACCCAAGAUGGUCUUCCGGCCUGGAGCGGUGAUGAACGUCAAGGAGCUCCUCACGAAACUUCUGUUGGCUGUUCUACUCGUCGAGUACAAGAAGCGCACUCAGACUUACGCGAAGGCGCUUGUGCAGGCGAAAAUAUACUUGGAAGCUUCGGUUAGGUAUCUUGCAAGUCUGGGAGUCACGAAACAAGGUGUUUUCGCGUUAGCUACAGAUGGUGUCGAAGGAGCCGUGCUGAUGGCUUGGUGUUCGAGAGAUUCCGAGGCAAGUUCUUUUCUCCGGCUCGGUACCGUGCCUGUAUUCAUCUCGUUUUACUAG
Molecule: messenger RNA, 3058 nt
Organism: Guyanagaster necrorhizus
Lineage: Eukaryota; Fungi; Basidiomycota; Agaricomycetes; Agaricales; Physalacriaceae
Exons: 8
Coding region: 95-3058 (987 amino acids)
Source: RefSeq, a predicted model, not a curated record